GAAUAAAUUCAAAUAAAAUAAUCAUACCUGUUCUUGUUAUAUCUAAAGCUGAUGAUGGUUCGGAUACUGGUGAAAAAACUAGUGAUGAUAUUAGUGACUACUUUGUUGAUGCUGAAGAAUGGACUC
This is a messenger RNA of Cetraspora pellucida, 126 nucleotides long. NCBI's taxonomy places the organism in Eukaryota, Fungi, Glomeromycota, Glomeromycetes, Diversisporales, Gigasporaceae. The record is from the annotation of a GenBank genome assembly.